Messenger RNA from Mercenaria mercenaria, 2316 nucleotides. Its product is annotated as nematocyst expressed protein 4-like. NCBI's taxonomy places the organism in Eukaryota, Metazoa, Mollusca, Bivalvia, Venerida, Veneridae. The record is from RefSeq and is a predicted model, not a curated record. The transcript has 6 exons. The coding region runs from base 115 to 609 and encodes 164 amino acids.
AGAAGCUGAAAAAUUGCGACAUACUUUUGUGUUGCAAUUUUCCAUUUGACACUGAGUCAUAAAGUAGGACAGGUAGUAUUAAACAAAACAAACAUGAGCUGACGUGUAUUUGAUAUGUUUGCGUCAAUGAGAAGAAAGAUGUCAGGGAAGCCGUAUCCUACAGCACAACCAGGCCCUGGAUACCCACAUCAAGCCACUUACCCAGCAGUCUACCCACAGCCACAGUACCCAGCUGGAUAUCCAUAUCAGCAACCAUAUGGUCAGCCAUUGCAUCCGUCUGCCCCAUCAGCCCCAUACGCUAAUCCAAACCCUCCACCAUACCAAGAAGCACCUCCACCAUACUCUCAGUACCAGCCUGCACCUCCUCCACAAGCUAUGUAUCCACAACAGAUGCCACCACAACAGACAGUAAUUGCACCAGGGUUGUUUGAUUCUGGUGCAAGAUUUGACGGAAUCGCCCAAUCAAGAAUCCCUCCACCACCACCAGGAGUCGCCCCAACACAAGCCCAGAUAGCAGCCAUGCAGGGACAUCAAGUUGUUGGCACCCAACAGGGUACAAGUUGGAUAUCUGGGGGAAGAAAUGAUGGGGGAUAUACAUGGGGAUUUUAACACUGAUUCUGUUAGGAGAAUUGAGUGAUGCACAACAAAAUCUAGAGCCUGUGAUAUUGUUAUCCCAGACAGACAAGACUAGGUUACCUAGAUAACAUUCUCAUCAUUCUUGUAUUCAUACAAUACUAUGGUAGUGACACUUGACAAAGAACCAUGUCAGUUCCUUCUGACUACAUUUAUUCAGUUUUAUACUAAACCGUUUCUAAGUUCAACCAAAGAAGUAUAAAAUACACAGAAUGGCAACAGGAGAUAAUCUUGCGUAAGCUUGUGUCAGCGCGUUACCUUAUUGAAGCAUUUGCUGACUUGAUCACUCAUGAUCAAAUCAACAGAUGCUUAUAUAAGUAUUACACUGGCAAUACCUGCACGUAAUAAACCGAAGCGGGUCCAAUUUUCAAACGACAACUGUUGUUUCUCAGACUUCCAAUCAUAAAUUCGUUACUUCCCCAUGUAGAAAAUACUAAUAACAUUAAAAACACCAUUAUCAUUAGAAACAAAUGAUCUGACAGAAAGUUUUUCAUGACACAAAUUUUUAUCCUUCACCGGUAAAACGAGAUGUCAUUCAGUUCCCAUGUGAUGUUGGCGAGAUGUGCUCUAUAUGCCUUUCAAGUUGCCAAUCUAUUUAUAUUUAUAGCUCUUUGGUUCAACAUAGUGUUUUUGAGAACCUGUAAUAAGGGUGUCUAAAUGUGGCCAAAAUUUGUUUGUUGAAAAUCUUAAUUUAUAAUAUAUAAAUUAAAUAAUUUAUAAUAUAUGAUUUGAUGACAGAUUGUAAUGGUACUUUUUCAUUACUUUAGCUUUAUGCAUAAUGGAAUUUUAUAUAUUAAAAUUUGAAAUCAUUUGGUAAACAAUUUCAGUGGUAUUUUAGGAACUUAUUUAUUGUUAUUUUAAGAAUGUAAAGUAGCUGUUUUAGUAUAUCUUUAUGGAUUCUGAGGCUCUGGAAGCCACUUGUAGUUUUACUUUUACCCAGUUAGUAAACUGUUGCAUGUUUUAUUGUUACAUUUGAUUUACUGUUUUUGUGAAGGUAAUAGAUAAUCGGAGAAAUACAGUUUUUCAAACUUAUGUGAACAGACAAAAGAUCUGUGCAGGAUUUAUGUUAUAUAAACUCCUUGAAUUCAUUCAAGACAAUAGAUUUGAAAGUUUACUUCUAUUAAGCAUCCGUUUGCCUUAAGCAGCCAGUAAGCUAACAUCAGAGUUGGAAUUUUUGUUCUCAUUUCCACCUGUCUCAAGCAGCCACCUGGCUUAAGUAGCCAGAUGGUUUUACUACCUUGGCUGGCAGCCUUAAUACCGGUUUGGCAGAUUUUGUAUGUUCAAAGUUUAUUUGUUAAAAUAAAAUUUCAUUAAUACCGAGUUAAUUUGGUCCUAAGAUUCACUGUACAUGAAAUCAAAUUAGGUACUCUGUUUUUUAACUAUGACCAAUACUGAAUAGAUUGGUUUUGAACAUUCAUUGUACAUAAAAUAUACUAAGAAAAUUAUAAUAUUUUUUAAAAAGGAUCACUUACCUGUAUGUUGUUUUCCAUAUUAAUUUCACACUAAAUUCUAUGACACAGAGUUAAUUCAGUUAAAGGUAAUGAGAUUUUUUCAUAAACAAUCUUUUCUGUUGCAGAUUGCAUACUUGGUCAGAUAUUUAAUUCAGAACCUUUCACAUGUCUGUUGUAAAUAGAUGUAAAUUAUUUUUUUCUUGAAAUAUUAUUAAACAUUGUAUAUUAUCUA